AAUCCAAUCCCUCCCAACAGAUGGCCAUCCAGCCUAUAUUUAAAGAUCAUUUUACCCUCCCGAACAGGACCUGGACCCGGGCGUUACAGCUUGCCUCCAACCGUGGGCUUUGCCAACCAUGAUUACACCCGCUUUGCCAGCCCGGCUUACUCUUUCCACCAGAGGCUCAACAACAGCAUCCAUCCGAAGGACUCCAGUCCUGGGCCGCGCUAUUAUGUCGAGCCUGAGCUCACACGUUUCGGCAGAGCCAAGGGACCCUCCUAUUCCAUGCUGGCGCGAAGCAAGCCUAAGGGUAUUCCUCGGACUCCCGGACCUGCAACCUACCACUUGGAGAAGGUGCCUCCUCCAUCCCAUCAGCGGCCACCCUCUUUCUCAAUCGGGGCCCGGACCAAGCCCCGCCCGGUGGACCCCGUCCCGGCCCCCAACAGCUACACUCUCCCUUCACUCCUGGGCCCCCACGUCCCCUACAAAGCCUCCAGCCCCAGUUUCUCCGUUGCUGGCCGGAGCGCCAAAGGUGGUCACUCGGAAGACCUCCAACGAACACCGGGGCCUGGCCGUUACAAGACGACGGACCCUGACGUCUACCUGUGCCGCUCGCCGGCCUUCUCCAUGCUGGGGAGGUUCAAGCAGGGCAAAGGGGGUCUCCCAACCCCGGGGCCUGGUGCACACAGCCCCGAGAAGGUGACAAUCCACAGGGCAAGGGCUCCCUCCUACUCCCUCGGCAUCCGGCACUCGGAAUUCCUCAUGCCACUUGUCGGGGAGGCUCUGGAAUGGUAGGCAAGGCUGCCCUUGACCGACUCCAUUGUGAGACUCAUGGAAUGAAUCCUGACGGUGUGACACUUUGGCAAUAAAAACGAAA
Molecule: messenger RNA, 859 nt
Organism: Anolis sagrei ordinatus
Lineage: Eukaryota; Metazoa; Chordata; Lepidosauria; Squamata; Anolidae
Gene: CIMAP1D
Product: CIMAP1 family member D
Cellular component (GO): cytoskeleton
Source: RefSeq, a predicted model, not a curated record